GGAAGUGUGUACCGGAGUAGAUGUUGAAAGUAAAGUCAUUUUAGAUGGCCAGAAAUUAGCGAGUGUAAUGACUUUGAAGGUAAAUAUUAUGACAAACACCUUCUGGUCGGAAAAGUUUGGGGUUUGAGCCAAAAUGGCGUCCAGCUGGACGGAGAGGAUUUCUGCUUUCUUCGUCAGUCCGGCUCGCUUCCUCUCCGGGACAACAGCGGACACUUUCCUGUCCGAGCUGCUCCGGGACCUCCGAGAUGACAGAGCCAGCUACAGUAUCAAGCUCGUCCUGCUGUCUCCGCUCUGUGAAUAUCCAUCUCUGCUGUGUCCCUCGGACUCUGUGGGGGAGGAAACAGCCCUGGAGCUCAUGUCAGUCUUCGCCCAGUGUCCUCCCAAGUCUCUCCAGUUUCGUUGUCAGCUCCUCGUGGCCCUCACUUGCGUUCUGCAAUGCUCUUCCUGUGCCAGCAGCCGCUCCCAUGCAUCCCUGGACUUCCUCGACCUGCUUCUUCAGAUAUCCCAGGACAGCGGUGACAUCCAUGCUGAUGGCGCGCAGCGUUUGCUCCGGACCACGGCUUGUGAAUGUCUGCGGGAGAUGGAGGCGUGCUCCCCCGGCCUUCUCUCCCAGCGCCUUGAGCUCCUGAGUGGGCUCCGGCAGCAGGAGAACUGCAGGCUCCACCAGGCCGUUGCAGGACUUCAUAGUCUGGUGCUGAGAAAUGCGGUUUAUCAGCUGACCCAGGAACCAGGAGCAGGCGCUGAGCAUCUGAAAGCUCUUCUGGGAGGAAAUGCUUCAGUUGGGUGGGAAGCAGAGCAGGACUCUGGUUCGACGAGCGAGGACUUGGCUCCGCUGUCGUGUCUCAUCCCGGGCCCGAUGGGCACAGUGCCAACACUCCACACCGGACCGGAUUGUAAGGAGCUGCGAUCGGUUCUCUCCUCCCUGCUGGAGGAGUCCUACCUCCUCACCCCUCUUUGUCAGGCCGGGCUGUUAUUCAGACUGACGGAGGUGGUUGCCAUGGUUCCCGGGAUCCCUCCUGCCAUAUUCAGAGCUCAGCUGCUGCGACUGCUUGGAACCAGCGAGGUCUGCCUCUUCCACGCCACGCUGCUGAUGAAGAGCGCCUUCACCGACAGCCUGUUCAGCUCCGAGGACGAGGCCUUCAUCCUGAAGCGGCUGCUCGUCCUCUCCCAGCAUCCGCUCCUCACUACGCCUGAGAAGCUCUUCUACAUGGACUGCAUCCUGCACUUCCCAGAGAACCGUCCAAUCAGCUGUGGCGACAGCGACGAGGUGCUGCCCGUGCUCCUGACGCCGCGGCUCGCUGCGGUCCUGCUGCCCACCGUGUUCAACGACAGCGCCACCCUGCUGGCCCGACUCAACCUGCUGUCUCUGGUUUACCUGGAGGCGGAGGAAGAGGAGGGGCGGGGGCUGGCCUUCCUGUCCGAACACGUGGCGUCCCUGCUGCGCAUUGUGGACAGCGGCGGCGGCAGAGAGAUUGUUGUGACCUUUUUCAGAGCUGCCUUCCUCUUUCUCCUGCGUUUCUGCCACGUGGAGCGCUACGCCGCCAGCCUGAGCGAUCAGCUGUGUGGGCUCUACCUGCGCCACACACACCUGGCGCCACACCUCAUUAACAUGGUGGACCAGACUCAGGACAGACUCUGCGACUCCAACUGGACUCUGGGCUUCUUGAAGACCCUUCAGAGGGGGAUCACCGAGGCCCCGCUGGCCCAGCUAACCCUGCCAGACCUCAGCUGGCACCUGAAGAUGCUGGCCCGGGUGGCGGAGGACAGACAGAUCUCCCAGAGCAGCACCCUCCACUUCCUGUCCUCCAUCCUCACGCCGUCUUCUUCCUCGCUGCGUUUAGGUGGCGACUGGCGUCGGGGAAACGGCGUCCUGACCGUCUGCCACCGCCUGCUCCUCCACCCCAGCCUGGACUCGCUGCUCGUCCCUCUGGCUGACGUCCUGCUGGAUCUCACCUGUCGCUACGGAGACACGGACAUCCAGGACCACGCUCGGCUCUACUACGCCCUCCUCACCACACUGUCCCGGGAGAAGCUGGCGGCGGUGCUGGCGCCAGGUGCAGGGGAAGGCGGGCACCAGGUCAAGAAGCGAACGCUGUCGUGCAUCAUGGCUGAGAGCGAGGGGCUGACGGGCGUCCUGACGGUCCACCACACAGAGAAAAGGAUAAUCCGGCUGGCAGAGGCUGGUCCUGGGCUGCGAGCAGAAGCCGAAGACAGCGACCUGAAUGAGGCCGAGGAAGAGGACGUCCCGGACGAAGCAGCACUGCAGACCUACAGAGCCCAGCUCAGCGACCCCGGCUUCGCUUCACAAAUAACGCUGACGUACCAGCUGACCCAUAGUGAGGACCGGGACCCGCGUUUUGACCACCUCUUUAGCAUCCGUCUCCACUUCCAGCUCACUAACGAUCACUACGAAGACCUGCAGGACAUCAGCGUCCCGUGUCUCUUCAGAGAGAGGCCGUCGCCGGCGGUGACGCUGAGACUGAAGCCCAGACACCCCUACCCCACCACCCUCCAGGUCAGCGCCAUCUUCACCGCCACAGACGGACUCUGCUGGCACACCGCCCUGCCGGACAUCCACGUGGCGUUCCCGCAGGUCUUCCUGCCGCUGCCCGCUCCGCGGAGCUGGGCUCCAGCCAGCAGACUGAAGGUGUUCCAGGGAUUAUGGGAUGAAAUGUGCUCGGAGACUACGGACGCUGCUGUCAGCCUCUUCUGCUGCCGGCUGCAGGAAGCCGCUCUGGUCGCCCUGGUAACCAAACACUUCCUCCCCUUCCUGGUAUCGGACAUGUCCUGUAAAGACGAGUUCUGUGUCCUUUUUUUCCUCCCACCGCGGUCUCAGGUCCUGCUGAAGAUCAGGUCGGAAGACGACACCGUGCAUUUUAACAUCGCCACCAACAACUGGCGGCUUCUGCCUCACAUAAACUCGUACCUGCUGACCGUCACAUCGCCACAGGAAGUGGGCGUCAGCUGAGCGGCCGCAGCUUCCGCUCGUUUUAACGCUCAAACAGCCGAAGACGGCUGCUUUAAAACGAACUUUCAUCACGCUGAUUUCAAAUAAAAAUCAUGUCACAUUGAA
Molecule: messenger RNA, 3073 nt
Organism: Melanotaenia boesemani (Boeseman's rainbowfish)
Lineage: Eukaryota; Metazoa; Chordata; Actinopteri; Atheriniformes; Melanotaeniidae
Gene: ap5b1
Product: adaptor related protein complex 5 subunit beta 1
Exons: 3
Coding region: 134-2968 (944 amino acids)
Biological process (GO): endosomal transport
Cellular component (GO): lysosomal membrane; AP-type membrane coat adaptor complex
Source: RefSeq, a predicted model, not a curated record